AAGACAAGAAUUACCCAAAGCCAGGAAAGAAGUCUUUCCUUUCACACAUUUGUCCAAACCAAACACACCCCUUUUUUCUCUUUCCGCCCCCACACUACACUCUGCAGCUUUUUCCCUCGCCUUAUUAUAUACCCCCAACACCGCAUCCAAACACUGCUGCCUCUCUCUCUCUCUCUAAACUUACGUUUUCUCUCUCUAAAUUCUAGGCAUUGAGAUCAGAAAUGGGGAAACCACACAAACCACCAUCUGGCCGUACAAAUCUCGCAUCAUGCAUCGUGGCCACGAUCUUCUUGAUUUUCGUGGUCAUUGUGAUCCUUAUCGUGUUCUUCACCGUAUUCAAGCCCAAGGACCCGAAGAUCACCAUUAACGCUGUCCAGCUCCCCACCUUCUCCAUCGCUAACGGCACCGUUAACUUCACCUUCUCUCAGUACGCCUCCGUCAACAACCCCAACCGGGCCGUGUUCACGCACUUCGACAGCACACUGCAGCUGCUGUACUCCGGCAGCCAGGUGGGAUUCAUGUUCGUCCCCGCCGGCAAGAUCGACGCCGGGCGGACUCAGUACAUGGCGGCGACCUUCUCCGUCAAGUCUUUCCCGCUGUCGUCGGCGGCGGCGCCGGAGAAUGUGGGACCGACGAUCACUGAUGGGCUGAACGGGAUCAGGGUCGGACCAUCGAUGGAGAUAGAGUCGAGGUUGUACAUGGCGGGUCGGGUUAGACUUCUGCAUUUGUUCACGCAUAAUGUUGAAGCUAAAGCUAGUUGUAGGGUCUCCAUUGCUGUAAGUGAUGGAUCUGUGUUGGGUUUUCAUUGUUAGCAUUUUUUUUUUUUUUUUUUAUAUUUAAUUUUUAGGAUUUUUGGUGAUUUGGGUGUUGAAUUUGGAUGCCCAUAUAUGGUGAAGAAAGUGUAAAAAAGAACUGAUUUUUUUAAGAGUAAUGCUUGAUAUUUUUUAGUCUGUUUGAAAAUAGUGUGUGUGGGAAGCUAAUUAAAGCUGGUUGAAGAAGGGUAAUGCUUUGUAUAUGAGGAAGCUAAAGCUGAUUUUUUUUAGUGUGUGCGUGGGAAGCUAAUUAAAGCUGGUUGAAGAAGGGUAAGGCUUUGUAUAUGUGGAAGCUAAAGCUUGGUUGUAGGGUCGUCGCCAUUGCUGUGAGUGAUGAUGGAUCUGUGUUACUUUGAAUGUUUGUUGUUUUCUCUCUUUUUUUUUUUUGCUAAAAAAAAAAAAACUGAUUUUUAGGAUUUUUAGUGAUUACGUCAUUUUGAAUGCUCAGAUUUGAUUAUUUGUGAACAAAUGUUAAAAUAUUGAUUGUAUUCAGAGUAAUGC
Messenger RNA from Cornus florida, 1313 nucleotides. RefSeq lists its product as uncharacterized. The record is from RefSeq and is a predicted model, not a curated record. NCBI's taxonomy places the organism in Eukaryota, Viridiplantae, Streptophyta, Magnoliopsida, Cornales, Cornaceae. Bases 222 to 812 code for a protein of 196 amino acids. The transcript has a single exon.